AUGGCAAAGAAAGGAGGGGUUCAGCAGCUGCAGGCUGAUAUCAGCACGGAUGAAGAGUUUGAAAAGUUUUUAGAACGCCCAGGGCUGCUGGUACUCGACGUAUACUCGGAGUGGUGUGGACCCUGCGUGGGUAUGCUGGGUAGUCUGAGAAAAAUAAAACUUGAAAUUGGUGGUGACAACUUACAGUUGGCUACAUGCAAGGCCGGUAGUAUUUCCUACCUGAAAAGGUUUGACAAGAAGAGUGAGCCAACAUGGAUGUUUGUGGCGAAUGGCAAGGCCAUAAACAUUAUGUUUGGUUGCCAAGUACCGAAGCUGGUUGAGUUGAUUACCAAGGAAUUGCAAUCCACAUUGGCCCAAGAGCCGCAUCAGACCUAUGAGAUAACCGAACUACAGCCCAUCGAACUGGAACAGCUGCGCAUAAAGAACAAGGCUCUGGAGUUGGCUGAGAAAAUCGAGCAGGAAGAGAGUCAAAGGAAACGCAUCGAGUAUCUGAAGUUUGUUACGGAUACAAUCAUGGAGAAUUUGCCCGAUUUCGGCGUUACUGUGUUCGGGCCCCAAGUCAACCGGGACAUGUUUAAAAAGCUCUCUGAGCCGGCUGACCCCCUGAAAAUACAAUGCAAAGAUCGAAAAGUGUUCGCCAUAACCGAAAGUGAUUUUAACACUGUACAUUUUGCGAGUGUUAAUCCAUUGCCACCAGAGGUUAUCAAGCAGCUAUACGACAAGGAACUGUUGAUGUGCUUCUGGAAAGUGGAUGAGACAAUUGGCACGUCAACCACGAUGCUCCUGCAGUACGCUCAUGAAUUGACGAAGGAGAACAUAAAGCCCCCCGAUGAGUUCAACGAAGAGGAAACAGUACUCCCACCUCUAAUAGUACCCCUCGAAGUAAAUGUGGAAAUAACAACUGAUGAAGACGUUCCUGGUGGCAGCAGAAAAGAAAGCAUGGAUGCAGAUCCAGGAGAUAAUGUAGACAUUAUUGACGAAGCUGUCGUUAAGCAGGAAGUGGGAGAGAAAAGGUACAAGACUAUUCAAAUUCCCCCUGUGUGGGUGCCAAGCGACCAACGCACGCAUGCAGCCCUCAUUUACACCUACUUUCGUGGUCAGACAUCCAGUUUUUUGCCACCCGAUCCUACCCCAGAACCACCACAUAUCGUAAUGACUUUCGACGCGUACAAGAAAAAAGAUCUCAUCAACUUGGUUGAGAGUUGCCGCGACGAUAUUCCAUUGUAUGGGUUCUUUACCAGCGAUAAUCCCGAGACCGCUGUUUUCAUUGCGAAUUCAGUUGAGAAAUAUAAUGCAAAAACAUAUGUUCCUACCGAUAAAAUUGUUCUGAAAGUCAAUAAAGUUAACACCAAUACGAUACCACAGCUUAUGGCUUUUGGUCCAAAUUAUGUCAGUGAAAAUUCUGUGGUUGGCCAUAAAAUUGCGGAGAUAUUUUUCCCCCCCAGUUACAAAUCUGCACAGCAAGAAGAGGCGGAUUUACAUGCAGACAAAACCGAAAAGCCGAAGAAACGGAAAAAGAAUAAAAAGGGCGCUGAGGCCGAAGGCAGUGGUAAGUCCGAUAACAAUCCUCAAGAGAAACUGCAGGAGCUGGACGAGACUGCUAAGACCACUCCAGAAGAGGGAACGUCCACAACCAGCAGUGGGGAAGACAGCUGCGAGAGCCGGCCAGCAACAGCGGAUGGUAAUAAUCCGAUUGAAAACGCCAAUGAUGUGUGA
Messenger RNA from Scaptodrosophila lebanonensis, 1716 nucleotides. RefSeq lists its product as uncharacterized. The record is from RefSeq and is a predicted model, not a curated record. The coding region runs from base 1 to 1716 and encodes 571 amino acids. The transcript is spliced from 7 exons. Lineage: Eukaryota; Metazoa; Arthropoda; Insecta; Diptera; Drosophilidae.